AUGACCCGGCUCAUAUACUUGCUCGGUCUACUGGCGCCAUGGGUAGCUGCCAGCUUGUCAGCGGACGAGUUCCACGAGGCUCUCACCCUCCAUCCCUUGCCGGACGGGAAGCUGUCGGUGCUGUUUGAGUUCACGACCUACUUCUCCGGCUCGACAGGGCACGGCCGGACGCCCGAAUCACAUCACUCGCUGACCUCCCCAUCCCUCUUGCUGCCAUUACAGCAGAAUAAUGUGUCCGAGCUCUCAAUCUCGUUCGUUUCGGGACAAUGGGACCAGCACCGCUCAGGCCAGGCUGGGCCACUGUCGUAUGGCUCCGGAGGUGGAGGUGGGGAGACACGAGGCUGGCUACGGAAUAGCAAGGGAGCUAGUCCGGGCAAGGUGAAUGAGAAUUGGGUGGCGGUGACGAACGCGCUGGGAGGGCUGUUUUGCGCCACGCUGGCGCCUGCGAAGGAGGGCGAGGUCGUCAAGACUUUCGGGGACAUCUAUCCGCCAAGUCGGGAAACAAAACAGAACCUCACCCACUUCCACGUCCCGCAUCCCGAGCAACUCCUUUGCGCCGAGAAUCUCACCCCCUUCCUCGCCCUUCUACCAUCUAAAGGCGUCUCAGGCCUCUCUCACCUCCUCGCUCAACCAGGCGUCGUCCUUUCCUGGGGCUUCAAAGCCGAGGGCAUCGAGGUCAUCAUGCCUGACCCCAGUACUGCCACCGGCGGACUGUGGAAAGGAUGGUGGGAGGGCGUGGUGGACCUCGUGCCGGUCACUGGCGGAUCUCGAGCUUCUAGCAUCGAGAAGUUGUUCCGAAGAAGUAUACCGAGGGUCUUCCCAGAGGCAUCGAGCAGCGUGAUCAGGUUGAUUACGCCCGAGCAGGACAACUUCAGGAUGGAGCCGCAAGCUGGUAGCAGGGAGGAGCAGUGGUUGGACGGAAGGAAGCGCGAGGUGAUGGUGUGGGAUCUCAUGGAUGGGGGACUGGUAGGCCAGGAUCUGAGGUUCUGGUGGGAAAAUGAAGGGGACUUCGGGCAUCCUCUCAAGCUAGAAUCGUCUCCAAUCAGCAUCUCUCGGCGGAUGGCAGCCCCAUAUGCCUCGGACGGGACUUUCGUCAUUCGCAUCACCAACAAUGGCGACGAUCAGAGGGAUGCGGUCUACUCGGAAGUCUGGCCGUGGUGGGUCAAGGGGUGGAUGAGCGAGGUCAGCGCUGCAGUGGAGUCUGGCGAGACAGAAGGAUCUUCAUCUGAACUGCUCAGACACCUCGCAUACCACCCCUCUUAUCCUCCUCACCCCUCGACCACCUCGCUGCAUUUCUCGCUCACCCUCCCGGCCCACGCCACACUGAUUCUCACCAUCCCCUACUCCAAGCUCACCAUCAAAUACACCGAGCAUCGACCAGACGCCGAACGCGGCGUCGAGCUCCCUUCCGGCGUAUUGACGCUUCUCGACCUGGAAGGGGAAAGCGACUUCCCCAAUUCGACUGUCAUCCAGAGUCGCCGCAGCGGCCGGACCCACAUCUACACGACCCGACUCCUGCUCGAUCUCCCUACGCCGGACUUCUCGAUGCCUUACAACGUCAUCAUCAUGAGCUGUACCGUCAUGGCGGUGUUUUUCGGGAUGAUGCAGGGGGCGCUGAGUAGACAGUGGGGGUAUGUGGAUACAGCGAUGGAGAGGUUAAGGGGGAGAGGAAAGGUCACAGAAGGGGCGAGGCGUGGGGCAGAGAUGGGUCCAGAGGGGGAGGGGGACACGGAGAAAAUUUCUUAG
This is a messenger RNA of Dioszegia hungarica, 1746 nucleotides long. RefSeq names its product GPI transamidase component PIG-T. Gene Ontology annotation, biological process: attachment of GPI anchor to protein. Gene Ontology annotation, cellular component: GPI-anchor transamidase complex. The record is from RefSeq and is a predicted model, not a curated record. NCBI's taxonomy places the organism in Eukaryota, Fungi, Basidiomycota, Tremellomycetes, Tremellales, Bulleribasidiaceae. The coding region runs from base 1 to 1746 and encodes 581 amino acids. The transcript is spliced from 6 exons.